UGUAAGUUAAGAGCGACUUCCGCACGUGUCUGAUUUUGCUAAGGGGCUGCACGAUUUGGUGACAUUAACCCCUUUACAAAAUUUAACUUGGCCUUUCGAGGAUAACUCAGGUAGUUGAAUUUUCCUUCGUACUAAAAUGGUAAAGAAUUGAGCGAAAAAGAAAGAAACGGUUACGGAGAGUAAGCGAGGUACAGGAUCGGAGUUGGAGCUUGACUGCUGCUCUGAGCUGAACCGAGAACCACUGAACAGUAAAUACACCACGACGGAGUUACCUCCCACUCUGAGAGGACAAUCCAGCUUUUUCCUACUGAGGACAAUGGACUCAGAUUUAGAGGAAUGGAGUCUCUGAGAUCUCACACUACAGACGUAUUGAUGGAAUUAAAGGAAGAUGAGCUUAAACGCUUUUGGAAGAAGUUGGAUUCAGUUGAACCAAAGCACCAUUGUAAGCAUAUCCCAUUAGGCAAACUGGAACAAGCUGAUAACUCUGUUGACACAGCUGGUGAACUUGCCCAUCUUAUGACUGGCUACUAUGGAGAAAAAGCUAUUGAUGUUUUAUUAGAUACUUUGGACGAAAUUGGAAGAAAGGACUUGAAGAAUAAAGUUAAAGAUUUUAUGUUAUGUGAAGGUGGAUGCAAGGAGCAUUCAAAAAGAAGGAAAAUUGAUUACAAUAGUCAGUACAGAGAUGAAAUAAAACACAAGCUGGAAAAAAUAAGAGAAUACAAUAGCCUUCCAGGAGAAAGAGUGGACUUCAAUGCUAGAUACACCAAACUUACUCUUAUAAAGAAGCAUCAACAGCGAGAUGACAAGGAGAAGGAGUUGAAAGAAAAGGGUAAAAAACACACAAUUCUAAUGGAAAAGCAUAGAAAUAUGAGCAUUGAUGUUGAGAAUCUCUUUUCACCUGUUGAUGAAAAAGAAGAAGAAAGGAAAAAAGAGCCAAAAACUGUUGUCAUCCAAGGUCCUGCAGGAAUUGGAAAGUCCUUCACUAUUCAUAAAAUCAUGCUUGACUGGGCCUGUGGUAAACUAUUCCAUGAACGAUUUCAGUAUGUAUUUCAGCUACGAUGCAGAGAACUGAAAAUUAAUAAAAACGACAGUCUGGAUGACCUGAUUCUCACAUGUUCUGACAGUUUAAAACCUGUUUUACAAGAGAUAUUGUGUGAGCCUGAAAAUCUCCUAUUCAUUUUUGAUGGGUUUGAUGAACUUAAACUUCCUUCUGGCAAAGCUGAUGACAGAAAUCAAGAAGAGAUGGCUUCAAGUACAGUGAUAAAAUUGUUGAACAGGAACAUCAUGUCGCGGGCAUCACUGCUAAUUACCACACGACCCACUGCUUUACAAGCGAUUGAUGAAAUGGUAAAAAUUGACCGUUAUUCAGAAAUUGUUGGUUUUUUAGAAGAUGAAAUCAGGGAGUAUUUUAUAAAAAGUUUUCAAGACCAAGAUAAGGCACUUAGUGCAUUUAACAUCAUUAAAGGUAAUAAUGUCGUACUUUCAAUGUGCUUUGUUCCUCUUGUCUGUUGGAUCGUUUGUUCAAUCAUGAAAAAGGGCACUGAGUGCGGUGAUGACCUUAUGAAAAAUAUGAAGACGGAUUCUCAAGUUUUAUUACAUUUUAUAAAUAAAUUACUGGAACAUCAUUGCAGCACAUCUGAAAAGACAGCAUUUAUUGAAAAGGUCUCCAGAUUAGCCUUUGCUGGAAUUAAAGAAGAGAAGCUUGUCUUCACGGACAAAGACUUGAGUAGGUUUUCAAUUAACUCCUCUGGCAGUGAGUCAACAUUUUUCAGUAAGUUGUUUUACAAGACAGAUAUUGAUGCCAAAACUGUUUACCAUUUUCUGCAUUUAAGUGUUCAGGAGCUGUUUGCUGCAAUGUAUUUUGCUUCCCACUCGUCAAGCGGGGAAAUUGCUGAACUAUUAAAUGACUGCUUGGAUACUAACAAUGGUAAUCUCAUCCAUGUGGUGCGCUUUGUCUUUGGUCUCACUAAUGUGAAAUCAAAGGAAAUAUUUGAAGAGUUUCAAAUGUGGUCAUCUGCUGAACUGAAAACGUGUUUGCAAUCCUGGAUACCAAAAGCAGUAGAGUGCUACAGAGUCAAAAGCCCCUUCCUCCUGCAACUUUUAUAUUGUUUAUAUGAGAUGCAGGAACCACAACUGGCUGCUCAUGCAAUGACAAUACUUUCUCAGAUUACACUACGAGGAUGUCCACUAAGUAGCAUUGACUGCGCUGUUAUUAAAUAUUGUAUUGAACAAAGUUCUGUAGUAAAAGAGAUUGAUGUGUACAACUGCCACUUGACUGAGGAUGAAGUGAAAAUGUUGUGGGGUAUUCUUCCUAAAUGUCAGUCUGUAAGGCUGAAUGCGGACAAAAUUACUGAAAGCACGUUGAAAUUAAUUUGUGGAACACUUAACUCUCAAACAUACCAAUGGAUACAGCUAAGUGUAAAAAAAAGUGAAAAUGUGUUCAAUCUAUCUUUUGAAGCUGGGAGCCACGAGAAUGAUUCAAGUAUUUCACUGUCUUGUAUCUGUGAGUCACUUGUGGAGCAGUUUUUGAAGAACACAAUUCCAAAAUAUAAACCAACAUCCAUCAGUAUUUCUGGUGAGCUUGGUGAGAGGACAAUAACAUAUUUGAGAAAAAUGCUGAAAAAUGAAAAUUUAAUGCUGGAAUCCCUAAGAAUUGAGGCUACAUUUCUAAAUGACCAGUUAAAUGCAGUUAUCUGUGGCCUGAUAUCAUUGGACAGCAAAGCAACUUUUGUUUCAUGGCGAUUAUGUCACGCUGGUGAAAACAGGAUUAUCUUGCAACAUGAAGCCGGUAGCUACUUUACUGGAAGAAACUAUUGGCUUAAUGGAUUUGAGGAAGAUUAUGAAGAAAAUGAAAAACUAGAAAGAUAUGAAGAAAAACUUUUACAAGAAGAAAAGUGUUUGCACAGGCUUUCAGUCUCUCACAUUGAUGAAUCAACUCUGAUGUGCAUAUGUGAAUUAAUAAUCCCCAAAUGUAAACCUAUUGACAUUGACGUGUCUGGUCCAAUUGGUGAAGGAACACUCAGGCUCAUUCUUGAAAUGUUGAUAGCUGAGGAUUACAAACCUAUGGAUCUCAGACUCCAUGCUCAAGGCGAAAAGGAUGCUGAAGUUAACAUUGACUAUACCAUCAUGUUUGAAAUAAUCAAAAUGGAAAGUGGAAGCUGGGAUUUAGUUUGUGAUGAUGAAAUCAACUAUAAACCAGAAGAUAGUCCAUACUAUUCGGAAUUCAGAAUAUACAGCCGUAUUUUCAAUGACCCUAGCUUGAUUCAUAGUAUCCAGAUACUAAUUCAGAAGUAUAAACCUUGUAACAUUGACCUGAAAGGUGAACUGGGUGAAAAGACAGCCGGAUGCAUAAGUGAAAUCUUAAAAAAUAAAGAAUACAUUCCCAAACAAGUGAGUAUAUCUAGUGAAAAUAUGACAGAAGCUACAGCAUUGAAACUGUGCAGCAUUUUGUCUGAGGAGCACAAAAUGAAAAAAAUCAGCUGGGUAGUGACUCAAGGAAUUUUUUUUUAUCUUAUGUUUAAUAAAUUAACAGUGGAAUAUAAGAUUGAUCAGUUUUAUACAAGGUUCUCUGUUUUUCAUGUUUCUGAAUGUAACAUGAUAAACGUAUGCAAAAUGAUUAUUCCCAAAUUUAACCCUACAUAUAUUUCUCUGGAUGGAGAUUUUGGUGAAAAAGCAGUAAAAUCUAUUACCAAUGUAUUACAACAUUCAAAUUACACCCCCAGAUCUGUAAGCUUGUGGAUGAGUGGCAAAAAUGAAGCUUCACCAGAAACUAUUUUCAGUGUUCUCCCUGUAGACAACACAAUAAGCUGGGACCUAAGUUUAAGUGCUGAAAAUUGCUCUGCUGUGAAGAUUGAAACUGACAGGAAUGAAUCAAGGUUGUUAAUCCGUAAUGUUUCUGAAUCCAAAACAUUGACUAUCUGCAGAAUAAUAAUUCCAAAGUGUAAUCCAGCAGUAAUCAGUCUGUCUGGAGAUCUUAAUAAAGAAGCAGUAAAUUCUAUUACUGAAAUAAUAAAGGAUGCAAACUACACUCCUAAAGAAUUAAGCAUAUGCAGUGAACAUUUGAAUGACACAGCAGUGGAACAUAUCUGCAGCACUCUGUUUGCAGGAAAACAAACAAAUGUAACCUUAGAUUUAUUUCAGAGUGGAGAAAAUAGCAUAACAUAUGGAGCUACGUUUGAAUCUUCAGAUGAAAUUGAUGGUUUACAAAUAAGGUUUUCAUUUAAUCACUCUAAUGUGAUAUGUAACUACCAGGAAAUAAUCUCAAAGUAUAAACCCAAAGACAUCAGUCUGUCAGGUAAUUUUGAUAAAGUGACCGUAGAGACCAUCAUUAAAAUUCCAGAAGAUAAAGGUUACUCUCCUGACUGUCUAAGAUUAAAGAGAGGUGUCCUGAGUGAAAGCAUAGCUGUGGGUAUCUGUGACAUUCUGACUUCACACAUUACACUGAAAAAUGUAAAUUUUGAAUUGUCUGUUGUUGAUGAUGAGGAAAAUAUCACAUUAAAAUAUGAAGCUGGAACCUCAAAAUCUGGCCUGUUGUUGUCUGGUGUCUCUGAAGACAAUGCAAUGGAAAUCUUCAUAAUGGUAAUCUCUAAAAAUAAACCUGAUGACAUCAAUCUGUCUGGUGAGUUUAGUGAAGAGACAGUCACAUUCUUCAUUGAAACACUAAAAAAUGAAGACUACAUACCUAAUUGCAUAAGGAUAACUAGUGGCCGCAUGAGUAAUCUGUCAACAGAAAACAUUUGCAGUCUUCUUCUGGCAGAAAACAAAUUGAAAAGUAUGAACUGGAAAAUAUCUAAUCAUGAUUAUAAUUAUUUUUCUGAUUUGUCAAACAUUACGUUUGAUUAUGAAGCUGAAGGAUCAAAAUUGAGAUUUUCAAUCUGCAACUCAAAUGAGUCUGAAGUGAUGGAACUCUGCAAACAAAUACUUCCAAAAUAUAAACCCACAGAAAUAGACCUAUCUGAUUCAGUUGGUGAAAAAACAUUUAAUGUAAUCUAUGAAAUUCUGAAAGCUGCAGAUUAUGCUCCUAGCCACCUAAGGAUGGGCAGUUGUAUCCUAAAGGACAUAUCAAUGUUAAAUAUCUGCACCCUAUUGGCUUCAGACUGUCAAAUGAAAAACAUGAGCUGGAAACUAGAAGAAAUUGAUGGUUAUGAGGAAUGGGGUAUUUAUGAAAGAAAAAGCUGGAUAUCUCUGAAGCAUGGAGCUGGCAGCUCCGAAGCAAGUUUUUCACUGUCAGGUGUUAAUGAAUGUAGCACAAUAGAAAUUUUAAAAAUUGUCAUCUCAUCUUAUAAACCUGUAAGAAUCAAAGUAUAUCAACCACUUGGGGAAGAGGCAAUAAAAACAAUUAUUGGAUUAUUGAGCAAUGAAGAAUAUACCCCCAAAUUUCUGAGAAUUGCGAGUAAGCACUUGACAAGCGCAUCAGCUGAGAGUAUCAACACCAUUCUGUCUUCAUAUAAUAAAAUGAAAAUUGUAAGAAAGCCUGAGCCCGAAUGUUGAAACACAAAUGAAUCCUAAGCAGAAGACAUCACUUCCUCUUCAAACCAUUCCCUCCUUCACCACAGAAAUUAAGGAUUUACCCUGAAAACUUGAUAAAAUGGAGUCAUUUUUGGAACUGCAUUAUUCUUUUACCUAUCGUAUUCCAACAUGACACAAGUAACAUUUGUUAUGUUCAACUUUAAAGUUUGGAAAAUGAAACAGACCAAUUUGCCUGCUGGGGCAUUGUGACCACUGUACGUGAAUGCAGAACUAAAGUCAUGAAUAUAUCCUUAGAAUUUGUAAAAUAGUUUAUAAAAAAAAACUUUUAUUAAAGUGUCAAAAACAGUAAAAUGGUUAAGAUUGCUUAUUGUGAUGUAUGGCUUUAAAGUAUUCUUUUUUAAUACCUUAAUAAUUUCUCUCAUAUUCACAUCUUUAAAAGAAGACACUUGGGGUGAGUGCAACGCACAUGCAUAAAGUUUAAUAAAAUGAAAUUGAAAGUUCAGGCUCAGUCUUGUAAGUAUAGCGCAAUUAGCCUACAGCUAAUACAAAGUAGUAAAUUAUAGUUAUAAUUCAUUUGGAAGGGGGGAGUGCUGGGAAUGUUUGGACCCUUCCUAAUUGUCUUGCAAUGUUUUCCAAAGGGUUACAUUUGCCAUUAAAAUUGUUACCAUUGUAAAAGUGGUUGUCUUAGAAUUUUAAGGGAAAUUCUGGUCAAAGAUUGUGCAGGACUUAGAAAGUGUCUGUGAAAGGAAUAUUCUGCAAAACAUGACCCAGGAAGGUGUUUGUGUGGAAGAUUAGAAUGUGCUGGAUGUGGUUUUGGUGUCUGCUGGAUCACUUAGGUGUGAACAUAAACCAAAGCUGCUUUUGAGACAGCUGAGGACUUGGCUAAAUACAAUGAAAAAGAGAAUGAUUUUUUUUAAUAAAAGGGCUUAGUGUUGAAAUCUGAGAGUCAGACUUGUAGACACGCAUUUAUGAUUAGAAUUUGAAAUAGCAAUAAAGAUAUUGGACUUUUAACCACAA
Messenger RNA from Polypterus senegalus (gray bichir), 6486 nucleotides. RefSeq lists its product as uncharacterized. Lineage: Eukaryota; Metazoa; Chordata; Cladistia; Polypteriformes; Polypteridae. Gene Ontology annotation, cellular component: cytoplasm. The transcript is spliced from 27 exons. The coding region runs from base 337 to 5490 and encodes 1717 amino acids. The record is from RefSeq and is a predicted model, not a curated record.